Molecule: messenger RNA, 3094 nt
Organism: Betta splendens (Siamese fighting fish)
Lineage: Eukaryota; Metazoa; Chordata; Actinopteri; Anabantiformes; Osphronemidae
Gene: npr3
Product: natriuretic peptide receptor 3
Exons: 8
Coding region: 215-1717 (500 amino acids)
Biological process (GO): regulation of blood pressure; vasodilation
Cellular component (GO): membrane
Molecular function (GO): peptide hormone binding; natriuretic peptide receptor activity
Source: RefSeq, a predicted model, not a curated record
GAGCCGGAGCGCGUGCGGCGGGCUGACGAUCUCCGAGGGGGAGACUCUGGAGCAGACUCCAUCACACGCACGCUUCGGCACCGCUGCUUCCUCACGCGCGCUCGUUUGCGACCGAGCCACUUGCGUCUGCGCGCAGCUCUACGUGCGCGGCGGAGCCAACUUGCGGGAAAAGAAGAGAAGAGCGUCUGUGCAAAUCCAGCUCGGCUGAAGCAACAUGUCAUGUCUCAUCACACUGUGCGUGUACUUUCUGAGCGUCCUGAGUGCCGUCAUGACAAAGCCCAUAACCGAGGACAUUGACGUCUUGGUACUUUUGCCACACAAUAACACCUACCUGUUUUCAUACGACAGAGUGUCGCCGGCGAUCUUUUACGCGCAGCGCGCGCUGGAGGCGGACGGCGGACCGUACUCCGGCUUCCGCUUCAACAUCCACUUUGAGAAGUCGGACUGUGUCAAUGACGCUCUGUUCGCCUUAGUGGACGGGUCGUGUCGCCAGAAGCCGGACCUGAUCCUGGGUCCGGUGUGCGAGUACGAGGCGGCGGCGCUCGUGCGGCUGGCGUCGCACUGGAACAUCCCGGUGGUGUCGGCAGGUGCGCUGGCCGCCGGCUUCCGCAGCAAGAGCGGCGAGUACGCGCAGCUGACGCGCAUCGCGCCGUCCUACCUGAAGAUGGCAGAGACCUUCACCGCGAUGUUCGAGCACCUCCACUGGAAGUCCGCGCUGCUGCUCUACGAGGACGACAAGCAGGAGCGCAACUGCUACUUCACGCUGGAAGGCGUCUAUCACCAGAUGAGCGACUACCACGUCAGGCUCUACACGUUCUUCCAGGAGGAUCGACUGGACACCGACGACGUCCUCCAAAACAUCCAGGACGCGGAAGCGGUGAUCAUGUGCAUGGGAGCUGACAAAAUAAGAGAGAUCAUGUUGGCUGCUCACAGACGAGGCCUCACCAGUGGAAACUGCCUCUUCUUUAACAUCGAGCUCUUCAAUGCUUCGUCUUAUGGCAAUGGCUCAUGGAAGAGAGGGGACAAGUAUGACAACGAUGCACGGCAGGCGUACGCCUCUCUGAGCACGGUCACGCUUCUACGGACGGUCAAGCCAGAGUUUGAAAACUUCUCCAAGGAGAUGAGGAGGUCCAGUGAAAAAGCUGGACUUCUUCACUGUGACGACUGUGGAAGUGUCAACAUGUUUGUUGAGGGGUUUCAUGACGCCAUGCUGCUGUAUGCCAUCGCUUUGCAUGAAGCCAUGAAAAAUGGAUAUAAUAAGAAGAACGGAACGGAGAUCACGGCACACAUGUGGAACAGAACCUUUGAAGGUGUGGCUGGCCAGGUAUCCAUGGACGUCAACGGUGAUAGAAACGGAGACUUUUCUCUGAUGGCCAUGACCAAUGUUGAGGCAGGAACCUAUGAGGCGGUGGCCAACUACUUUGGUGCCAACGGAACCUUCCAACUGCUGCCUGCCUUCAACGCUGAGCGUUUCACUCUGACAGGACGACACAAAGAACCCGUGGACAUCAACAAAUCUUGUGGUCUGGGAGUGUCAGCUCUGACUGGAGUCAUAGUGGGAGCUGUUCUAGGAACUGCACUGCUCAUAGCAUUCUAUUUCUUCAGAAAAAACUACCGAAUCACCAUUGAGCGACGCACACACAGUGAAGAAGUCAACACUAGGAAGCACCGUCAGCUGCGAGAGGACUCCAUCAGAUCCAACUUCUCAGCAGCAUAAACGUCCCGACCAAGAAUCACGCGUCUUAAUGUGACCAAAGACUGAAACCUUUGUGUUUGUCUCCUUCAGUGUUUGACUUACUGUAACUCAGGACAACUGUACCAGUCACAGAGUACCACUUACCUGGAUGUUCCUUCACACAGACACAUGCUUGUACUGGUGUGAACACGCAGCCUUUCCAACCCCACGUUGGCGCACUAGUAGGAUGGGUGAGAUCCACUUUACUUUUCUGCUUUUUAAACAACGGAGGGAGCGACAGGAAGGGACAUAAGCUAGAUCUGCACAUAUAAGCCUAAGCAAGCACCUGCUAGUGUUAAUACUGUGGGAAACAGGAAUCGUCACCUCAGUAUGACCACAACCCACGGGUCAGCAUAUUUCUACAUGUGUAGACUUUAAGCUACUGAUACAGUAUGACGCUACUGACACUGUUAAACUUUAGUUCACCGUCAUUUAAUUGAAAACCAUCCUCCAUCCAAAUCAAAUCCCUGAAAUGAGUGCAAGUCUCCAAAAAAGAGAAACACUACGUUGAAAGCACAUUUUUUCUAUUGGCUUUGUGAGUCUGUGUCUCUACUUUCUGGUGAGGCAAAAAUCAUUUAGCAAUAAUAAGAGGACAUCUGGCUUAACUGUUAACUGUUAAACCUUUGCUGGUUUAGCUUUGGAGUUUCAUACAUUACUGCUUCAUGAAUAGAUUAUCUACUGACAUGUCAAAGAACACAGUCGGUUCCAAAUUACAAAUCUUAAAUCAGAUCAUGGAGCUGUAAGUAGUCCAAGAACAGACUGCAUGCAAAGUGUCAGCGCGCUAAAUCUAAAGCCUAAACCAUUCUACAGGCAGGAAGAUGGUGACAGACUGGUUCACUGGACUAACUGCUCGAUGGUGUCGAUUUUCAGAGAUACGUUUAUUAUGAAGAACCAAAUUCAUCCUUCUAUUUAAGCUCUGCCUAAUAUUACUAGAAUUACUUUUAGUAUCUGGUCCGGCACAGUGAUUUAACAGUAAACCUUAAAGUAUUUAAAUUAUUUUUUUUAUUUAAAACAUCAAUAUUUUUGAAAUAAUUCUGUCUAUAUUGAAUGUGUAGUAAAAUGAUUAAACAUCCUAAUUGACUUCAACAUAUCCUUUUUCUCUAUUGUUACUGUAUGUUACACUAUUCCACAGUAUGUUUUUAUAUUAUGUCAGUUAUUAUAGUAGUGUAGAUGCUUUUAAAUAACCAGUAUCAAGUUGUUUCAGUGGCAAAAAUGUAAACAAACCAUUUUCCUCCUUGUUUUCUGAAUAAAUUAGUCAUGAACUGUGAUCAGUUUAACUUAAAAACCAGCUGGACUUAGUUUUCCACCACCCCUUUGUGAUGUUGAAUGGAUGUGCUCAAUAAAGUUAAUGACUGUGUA